Messenger RNA from Oldenlandia corymbosa var. corymbosa, 387 nucleotides. The record is from the annotation of a GenBank genome assembly. NCBI's taxonomy places the organism in Eukaryota, Viridiplantae, Streptophyta, Magnoliopsida, Gentianales, Rubiaceae.
AUGGCGUCAACAGGAUUUGUACCCAGUCUCUGCAUUUUGCUGAAUGUGCUUCUGGUAUACUCUGCACGAAGAAAUCUUUGUCAAACUAGAGAAUAUAUAAUGCUCCUAUUCGAUAGUUUAUCUAAGACUGAUAGGUACACAGCAGGGAAAAUUCUUGGUUUAUACUAUGAGCUGGGAAGGGUGGAGGACACAGAGGAGUUGCUAGAUGCUUUCACUUUGUCAAAACAAGAUUCAGAAAUUCUCUCCUUAAUGCACACUUAUGAUAGGCGAGACCUAUUUUUGGAAUGCUUAAGAGAUUCUUCCAAGCUCAGAAGAUCAUCUUAUGACAUUUUGGUUGCUGGGCUUCCGGCGAGCUGGCUUGCAGGAGAAGUUGGGUUUGGUAAUUGA